Molecule: messenger RNA, 1007 nt
Organism: Colletotrichum scovillei
Lineage: Eukaryota; Fungi; Ascomycota; Sordariomycetes; Glomerellales; Glomerellaceae
Exons: 1
Coding region: 126-923 (265 amino acids)
Source: RefSeq, a predicted model, not a curated record
GAUAAAACACGGUUAGCUCAACUCUGGUCAUCAAGGAUAAUUUUAUACAACUCCCUCCCCGGAGAACAGCAAAGCCAAGGCGAUACCGGGCGCGCCGCUAGCACCUUUCAUAACACGAAUACGAGAUGCGGACGCUUGACCAAAUCGAGUAUUCGGAGGAGGCCACAAUCGCCGCCGUGACCGACUUCUACGCCUUCCUGACCAAUAUGUACCUUCCCGAGUCGGCUGUCGUGCACCCGCCGCCAGGAGGGUGGCCAACCUUGGCCUCUGAUCUACAGGGCCUGGGGAAGUCGGACGAGGUCCUGAGCCUGCUCUCGCACCUACCGUAUAUCCGCCAAGAUCUAGACGAUAUCGAGAUACCGGAAGUAACCCCUGGGGGCCGUUGGAUAGACUGGCGCAUGUCCGGUACCUGGGUACGCGAGGGCGGCAGCGACAUCGACGAGCUUCGCACCAUCACCGAGGGCCCCGCCAUCACGGAGCAUGUACCCGAGAGCGUCGUCGGACUGACGAUGAGCGAGCACCACACCUUCCUCAUCGAUACGGAGCUCGGCGUCGUCUACUGGCCAGAGUGCCCUGGCCGCCUCCGCAACGGGCCCCGGUGCAUCGAGGACGACCCGUACGACUACUGCGACGAUGAAGACGACGCCGAGUGGCGUGCCGACGGCGCCGCCUGGUCUGUAGCCGACUUCUUCAAGGUGCUCAAGGCAGAAUACCGCUUGCUGCGCUGGGUGCCGUGGAGCGAGUACGAGGUCUUGGAUUCGGAGAGCACAAUGACGAGGAGUCCUAUCGCGGCGCUUCAGGAGGUUUACCGGCGCUACGGCUGGCCUAAUUCGCAACAGUAUCGCAAGGAGGAGUGCCUCGAGGAGACGAAGGUGGUCAGACUUGCAGCCGAGCAGAGAGAGAAUGACGGCGGGGACGCUUAGAGUUAAUGCGAGUAAGGUGUGUUCGUUCACGUGCUUAGCAUGCUUUGCAGUCUUAUGGUCAUUGACAAGAGAUGAUUCCCGAAC